GGGGGGGGGGCUGUUGGGUGAGUUAGAAUAGAAAAGGCAAAAAUGGAGAAGAUAUUGAGACUCUUCAUUGGCUCAAUUCCCAUCUUUUUUCCUUCUAUAUCUCUAUCAAAAUUCUCUAUCAACCCUUUUACUCCCUCUUUAUCAAAUUGCUCUAACCCUAUUAUCUCUGCCUUUCCUUUAUUUCACUCUUUUUGCUUUUCCCCAUUUUACAGUAUCUACGACAAAAUAUGGAAUAUAGACUUAAUAUUACUGAAAUAACUCCGGAAACAAGAGAGUGGACAUGCAAAGUACAGCUAAUUGAAAAAGCUAGAGCAAGACAAAGUAAAGAUGGGCGAAUACGAUUUCAAGUCAUGAUUGCGCAAGAUGAGACGAUAAUCAAGAACUGAUAAUUAUCAAAUAUGUGUUGAAGGGAGUACUUUGGAAGAUGAAGUUUGUUCGGAAGAAUAAGUUGCAGUUGUUUUGUAUGGAGAUGACAUAAGAAAAUAUGAAAAGAAGUUCACUCCCUUCAACACAAGUUAGACCACCUCUGCCCUAUGGAAUUCCUAUCAAUAGGUUUGAAUGGGUUCUAGAUAGAUUUACUGUUAUUGAACAAGUAAAGGGAGACAAUGUAGAGGAUCCACCAUUGUCUUCUCCAACAAGAUUAAACACAGUAUCUUUAUCGAACCUGGACCAAGAGCCACGUCACAUGGAAUUCGACAUACUUGCUGUUGUCGUGAGUUGUGGUGCAAUAAAGAUUGCUGGUGUCCAUGGAAACAAAUGUCGACAAAUCAUUGUCAUGGAUACAAAUAUGCAUCAUUGUAUUUUUACCUUAUGGGAGGAUUUUGUUGAGAUUGAUGGAAGCGACCUAGCUGCACAAAUUGAAGAACAUCCAAUAAUCCUAGCAAAACGAAUUGCACGGUCUUCAUAUGCUGGAACAUCCUUGACAACAAGAUACAAUUCUGUAAUAUUGAUAAAUCCAUCCUAUCCACAGGCUGCAGAAUUGAUGAACUGGGCAAAAGAGAAUGAAGAAAUGUUGAGCACAUAUACGCAAAGAAGUUCUCCAGAAAUAGCUUCAUCGCCAAUUCUUAUAUCACUAAAUGAUGAGGCGAUACCUAUAGGAAAUAUCCAAGCACAACCGGCGAUGCAAUCUUUUCAUGUUGAAGGUAAAAUAUCGUUGUUGGAUGAUGAGCAGUUGUUUUACGAGUUGAUGUGUUCAAAAUGCAAGAACUUUGUUAGGACCAAAAUAAUGAAGGCUAUUGACUGUGUAAACUGUGAUCAACAAGCAAUGUUAACACCCAGGUGUCACUUUCAAGUCCAAAUUACAGAUGGAAGUGGAUCGACAAUUGCAACAUUAGUAGGUGAACCUGGAGAGAAUCUUCUUUCAAUGAAAGCUGAACAAAUCUAUGAAGCAAUUAACGUCAAGGAUACUCUCCAAUUGCCAGCAGUAUCAACUUCUACAAAUAUUGGAGAAAGCAGUAAGAGAGAACUCGACAAGGUAGCAACAGAAAAAGAACAAAAAAAGAUAAUCAUUGGAAGUACCUCAUCUAGCAAAAGACAACAGACUGAGCGAACAACUCCAACCAAAAAAACUGCAUCUUCUAACAAAAGGAAGGGUAUCGAACCAGUCACUCCAACUAAGAAGAAGUAAAGUUCAUUAUGACUGUGGCGAGAUUGUACAAAGGUCUUUUGGUGGUUUGUACAUACCAAACUUUUGAUGGCCUAGACGGUCAUGAAUCAGCAGUUGAAAUAUACGGGACUAUCCAUGCUUAUAGCUUUUACUCUUGCCCACUAUGAAAAUGCUUAGGAGUCGUGUAACUAUAUUCUAAACUGCUUGUUCAGAGAUUGUACAAAGGUCUUUUGGUGGUUUGUACAUACCAAACCUUUGAUGGCCUAGACGGUCAUGAAUCAGCAGUUGAAAUAUACGGGACUAUCCAUGCUUAUAGCUUUUACUCUUGCCCACUAUGAAAAUGCUUAGGAGUCGUGUAACUAUAUUCUAAACUGCUUGUUCAGAGAUUGUACAAAGGUCUUUUGGUGGUUUGUACAUACCAAACUUUUGAUGGCCUAGACGGUCAUGAAUCAGCAGUUGAAAUAUACGGGACUAUCCAUGCUUAUAGCUUUUACUCUUGCCCACUAUGAAAAUGCUUAGGAGUCGUGUAACUAUAUUCUAAACUGCUUGUUCAAAAAUGCAAUGUAAAUAUAAUCUACAUUUUGGUUUGAAUCAGAUUGUGAUUAGAUAGCUUCGCUACUUUAACCUCUUCUUAUAAUUCUUCCUCCGGUGACAUAAGUGAUAUACUUUGGAUA
Lycium barbarum (goji berry) is the source of this 2280-nucleotide messenger RNA. Its product is annotated as replication protein A 70 kDa DNA-binding subunit B-like. Bases 485 to 1627 code for a protein of 380 amino acids. NCBI's taxonomy places the organism in Eukaryota, Viridiplantae, Streptophyta, Magnoliopsida, Solanales, Solanaceae. The transcript has 11 exons. The record is from RefSeq and is a predicted model, not a curated record.